UCUUCCAUUGCCUCCGUCUCGAGACCUAACCUCCUAGCUGCUAGAGUCUGACCUGCGGGAGCUGACGUCCCGUCGCCCCCUCCUCACUUGCCCUUCCUCUCCGCCCCCUUUCGCCUCCUGAGAGCGCGCGCUCCUCCUUUCUAGCCUCGUGCUCGGGGCGCCCUCGGGGGGGCCAGCCCCCCUCCCGGUCGUCCCCUCAGCCCUGCCGCCGCCGCUGCCGCUGCCUCAGCCUCCUUCUUCUCAGUUCAGCGCGGCGCGGCCAUGGUGCGGCGGCGGCGGCGGUGGCAGAGUGAUGGCGGCGGCCUCGGGAGCGCCGUGGUCCUGCUGGCUCUAGCCUUGUGCGAGCUGCCGGGGGCCCGAGGCCGGGCGCUCGAAUGGUACUCGGCCUUGGUGAGCACGGUGUACGUGGACCCGCUGACAAACGCGACGGUGCAGGGCGCCACCGAGAGUGGCCGCUACGGAGACAACUCGCCCAAGGAGAGCCUGCAGGGCCUGGUGGGCAUCCCCCGCGCCCCGGGCCGCGACAGGAAGGGCUGCGCGCCCGAUACCCGCUACUACGUGCCUCCUCUCGGGGGACGGACGUCCGGGAGGCGCGAGCCCUGGAUCGCCCUGGUGGCCCGCGGGGACUGCACCUUCAAGGACAAGGUGCUCAACGCAGCCCGCAGAAACGCCUCGGCUGUGGUCAUCUACAAUGAGGAGCACUACGGAAACGGCACCAACUCUAUGUCCCACCUGGGGACCGGAAAUACAGUGGUAAUUAUGGUUAGUUAUCCAAAAGGAAUAGAAAUUUUGGGGCCAGUGCAAAGAGGAAUUCCAGUUAAAAUGACCAUAGAAGUUGGUACACGCCAUGUGCAAGAGUUCAUCAGUGGUCAGUCUGUUGUGUUUGUAGCCAUUGCUUUCAUCACCAUGAUGAUCAUAUCAUUAGCCUGGCUAAUAUUUUACUACAUACAGCGUUUCCUAUAUGCUGGUUCACAGUUUGGAAAUCAGAACCAUAGAAAAGAAACAAAGAAAGCUAUUGGGCAACUUCAACUUCAUACUGUAAAGCGUGGAGACAAGGGAAUUGAUGUUGAUGCUGAAAAUUGUGCAGUAUGCAUUGAAAAUUAUAAACCAAAGGAUAUUGUUAGAAUUCUACCAUGCAAGCAUAUUUUUCAUAGAACAUGCAUUGACCCCUGGCUUUUGGAUCACCGGACUUGUCCAAUGUGUAAACUUGAUGUCAUCAAAGCUCUAGGAUACUGGGGAAAUCUUGAGGAUAUACAGGAUAUGACAGCUCCAGAAUCCAUACCUGGCAGUGUUUCGAUUGUGAAUUUGAGUGUCACUUUACAAGAUGAAGACAGAAAUGAAGUAAGCAAUUUACCAUCAUCUUCUACGGAUGAGUCUGAGCUACAGUGUAACAACUUUAAAGAUGAUACAGGGGAAAAUACAGCAUUACUAGAUUAUCUGGAAUUGUUACAGCUGGAAAAUCAGAAGAAAUAAUUGAAAAGACAAACUGAAAAAUUUGACAGGUAUGUUUCUUGUAAGCAACAUUCUUGGAUUCUGGUUUCUACUCUAUUCUGCUCUCUGCUCCAUUUAAUAGGUGAGCUUAUCCUGUUGUCAUUCAAACAUUUUCUGGCAUUCCCCCAUUUUCUCCUUCAUUGUUCACCCCUUUUAUGUGAGAACAUUUCCCCCAUUCUGCCUGUCACUUCCCCUUUCUCCUAGUGCAUCCAUCUUUCUCCUACCUUCCAUUUUUGGGGGGAGAUCAUUCCUACAUAGUUGAUUCACACCUGUAUCCUCAUGGCUGUGUAAAAUACCUUUUAACUAUCUUAAUAAUGGUAAAGUUUUUAAGUUAUACAUAUCAUCUUCCUAUAUAGGAAUGUAAAUAAUUUAAUUUUAUUGAAUUCCUUGUGGUUAUUCUUUCCAUUUUUACCUUUUUAUUUUCUUGAGUCUCCUGUCUAAAUUUCACAUUUUUGGUCCAGCUCUGGUCUUUUCAUCAGAUAUAAUUGAAAGUCAUCUAUUUCAUUUGUUUGUUUUUCAAUCAUUUCCCAACUUUUCAAGAUCCCAUUUGGGGUUUUCUUGGCAAAGAUACUAGUUUGCUAUUUCCUUCUUCAGCUUAUUUUAUAAAUGAGUAAGCUGAGGCCAACAGGGUUAAAUAGACUUGUCCAUGGCCAUACACAAAUUAAACUCGGGAAGAUGAGUUUUCCUGACUCUAGAACAGGAACUAUAUCCACUGGACCUCCUACCUCAUUUUUGCUGGGUAGAUGAUUUUUGGUUAAUCCUGGCUCUUUUUUGCCUUUUAGAAUAUCAUAUUCCUGCUACUUUAACAUAAAAGUUGCCAGAUCUUGUGUGAUCUUGACUGUGGCUCCAUAAUAUUUGAAUUGUUUCUUCCUAGAUAUGCUUGCGGUAUUUUCUACUUCACCUGAGAUCUCUUUGGAGUUGAUUCUCUUUUACCUUUUGAUCUAAGAUAUCAGGGCAAGUUUUUAAAAAUUUUUCUUUCCAGUUACAUAUAGAAACAAUUUUUGACAAUUGUUUUCUGACAUUUUGCAAUUCAGAUUCUCUCCCUCUCUUCUUUCCCUGAUGGUAGUCUGAUCUCCAGUGCUUUUAUAUAAUAUAUAUUUCUAUAUUCCCCAUGUCAUGAUUGAAGACAUGUAUCACAUAUUGCAAAAAAAAAUUUUUUUAAAUGAAGUUUCCUUCAUUUAAGGAUGAAGGAUGACAUUCUUUAAAUCUAUGGUCAGAUUGCAACAGUUAAUUCUUUGUCCAUGGUUAGUGUAUUCUUUAUCGUGUUUCUUGGGACUAUCUUGGAAUCUUGUUUUGCUGAUAAUAGUUUAGUACUUCCCAGUUGAUCAUCGUACAAUAUUUGUUAUUUUAUACACUGUUCUUCUGGUUCUACUCACUUGACUUUUCAUCAGUUUAUACAAGUCCUUCUAGGUUUUUCUGGACAGUUCUGUUCAUCAUUUCUCAAGACAUAAUAGUUUUCCAUUACAGCUGUAUACUCCAUUGCCCAAUUGAUUGACACCUCUUUAGUUUCUCAUUCUUUGCCAUCACAAAAAGAGCAGCUUUUUUUUUGUUUUGCUUUGCUUUGUUUUUACAAACAGGUCCUUUCCCUUUUUUUUUUUAAAUCUCUUUGGGACACAGACCUAGUAGUGGUAUUGCUGGAUCAAAAGGUAUGCCUUUAUGGCCCUUUGCGCAUAAUUCUAAAUUGCCCUCCAGAAAUUUUUGUUAAUGUUGGGGUUGGCUCACCUAGCUGCUAGUGGGGAGGCCAAGAGCUCCAGAAACUGUGACUAUUGUUGUCACCACAAUGUGUGUGGGCUUCAGAUAGACCACCACACCUUCAUCUUGGUGUUGCAAAUUACUCUUGGAUACCUCUGAUGUUUUCUUAGACCAGAAAUAUAUCUCAUCUCAAUUUUUUGUUGGCUCUGCCAUCCUAAAAUUUGAGAUGUUAUUUUGAAGUGGUUUGAUGGGAGAUUAGGGUGAGACUUCAACUGGGUGACUGCUCCUAGUCUACCAUUUUCAAAUUGAAUAUUUCUAUAGAAAAGUCCACUGUUUCACUUGUCCUUUUUUUGUUUCCAGCAUAUUGAAAUGUUUGAGGAAUAAAUUAAUAAAAAAAAAACUUUUAAAAAGCUAAA
Molecule: messenger RNA, 3599 nt
Organism: Monodelphis domestica (gray short-tailed opossum)
Lineage: Eukaryota; Metazoa; Chordata; Mammalia; Didelphimorphia; Didelphidae
Gene: RNF149
Product: ring finger protein 149
Source: RefSeq, a predicted model, not a curated record